GAGUGGUUUAUUUUGUUUUACAACGUUUACUAUUAUACCAUCGAUUACAAGUUAAUUUUUUAAGUAAGUUUAAUCAGUGCAGUGUGGUUUUAAAACCGAGUGCUGUCGAAUUUGAGACCAAUUUUUGAACAACAUUUUAUGCGAAAUUUAGUCAUUCGUGUACUCAGGGCGUUGGAACACGUACAUUUUAUUUCGUGAAAAUUGGUCCCAAUGACCCGUAGCAGCUCAAAAAUCCAACAUGGAAUGAUUUGUUGCACACAAAUCGCUAUCGUAAUUUUAUUGUUAAUGAUUCUGAACGAGUUCCGUUUGAGUGAGGGCGCUGGAGAUAGCUACCUGAAGCGAUACUAUCCAGACGAACCGACGCCAAACAAGACUAGGAUAUUCGUCCAGCAUCCCACAAAGCACAGGAAGAAGCCGCAGAUCAAUAAACAAGUUCUGCCAAAGGAAAAUAACACCAUCGUAACCGCAUUCGCUGGAACAAAUGCUAUUUUGAAGUGUAAUGUUGAAUUAAGCAAUGUUUCGGUGAUUUGGGUGAAGCAUUUCGUAAAUUCUUCCGACGUUAAAAUUUUAACGAUAAAUUCCAGCACAUUUGUCGAAGAUAAAAGAUAUCUCGCUUCUAACACUCGAAACGAAAAGAUUUGGACGCUUCACAUAAGAUAUACGAAAACAUCGGAUGCUGGCUUAUACGAAUGUCAAGUUUGCAACAGUCCCACCUUCAGUAUAUACACACAGCUACACGUUUACGAAGCAUGGGCCGAAAUAAUUGGAACAAAAUUUGGAUCGGCUGUCAGAAAAGUAGAUGAAGGGGAUCCGAUUCGUCUGAGCUGUAUUAUAAAUGGCACACAUCACCCAAUACCUAGACCUACAUAUAUGUUUUGGUAUCACGGAAAUAGAAUGAUAAAUUACGAUUUGAAAGAUGGUGCUUUUGUCAGAGAGGGACGUCUGGCUACGGACCUUAUCUUUCCCAGAGCUCUGCCUCAACACGCUGGAAACUAUUCCUGCGUCCCGUCGAAUGCGAAACAAUACAGCGUCCUGGUCAUUGUUCAGUACCGAGAAUUAAUCAUGCCACCAGAGUCCAGUGGGUCAUUGAAGGAAUAUUCAAUUGCAGUGCUACUUCUAUACUAUGUUGUAAUAAUUCAGAUGUAAUAGUUAAUAAUACUAAUAAAGGACCAUGUUCUGAAGG
This is a messenger RNA of Cylas formicarius (sweet potato weevil), 1183 nucleotides long. RefSeq lists its product as uncharacterized. Gene Ontology annotation, cellular component: neuron projection membrane. Gene Ontology annotation, biological process: synapse organization. NCBI's taxonomy places the organism in Eukaryota, Metazoa, Arthropoda, Insecta, Coleoptera, Brentidae. The transcript has 8 exons. Bases 211 to 1146 code for a protein of 311 amino acids. The record is from RefSeq and is a predicted model, not a curated record.